Messenger RNA from Boeremia exigua, 1489 nucleotides. RefSeq lists its product as uncharacterized. The coding region runs from base 58 to 1365 and encodes 435 amino acids. The transcript has a single exon. The record is from RefSeq and is a predicted model, not a curated record. Lineage: Eukaryota; Fungi; Ascomycota; Dothideomycetes; Pleosporales; Didymellaceae.
CAGCUUCGUCACUGCUCGGGACUCAGCCGCAGGCCUCACCACAGCUCGCGAACCACCAUGAAGCCCGGGAGACUGCCACUGCGCGUCCCGUCGCGGCCAGUGUGCCAGCUGUGCGACUACAUCCGCCAGCAGCCUGUGUCGCGGCGCGCAUUCCUGGCUGCAUCGACACUGAAGACGCCCGCCGCACCGAGGCGAACUGUGCGAACGCCGCCUGCCCUGCCCCGGAUAUCCGCGCGCCACAUCCAGACCAACUGGCGCAAUGUCGACCAGGCCGACUUUGCAGAGGCGCCGGUCAGCCCGCAGUCGAUGUCAGACUCGAUUGCUGCGGUGAAGACACAGCUCGCACAGGUCGAGGCGCAGAUCAGGGCCAUCUUCGACUCGCACCGGGUCGAGUCCGAAAACACCAUAUACGGCAUUUUGGAAGGCAUAGAGGCAAUUGCACAGUCUGCGAUAGCCAUCCGCUCGCGCCAGCCACCGCCUGCAAAGACCACGAUCAGGCAAAGUUCGGCUGGCGCGAUAUUGUCAGGGUUGAGCAGCGAAGAGACGCCCAAGCAGCAGAAGACGUACACAAAACCACUCGGUGUGAACGAGCUGCCAACACCAACCUACCUGUCGAAGCUCGCCGAGGGCCUGCUGAAGCACCCGACCGUCUUCAUCGGACCCAAUGUUCUGAAAAUCUACGUCAACCUGCAGCGGUUGCUCAACCGCGCGCAAGCGAUUCCCGAAAUCCUCUAUCUCUAUGCCAACAAACCCAUCCCGCGAGAAGGCUCCUCCCCGCCAAAGUUCUCAAACCCCUCGCCUAAAUCUGCAUCGCAGGCCGUCCCCGCCGAUGUCGCCGAGCAGUCUCUCACAGCGGCCAUCGAAGCCAAAGACAUGUCGCUUGCCCUUGCCGUCAUUGACCACACCUACCGCGCCCCUGCCUGGUCACGGCACCGCAUGCUCACGAAGUUGGGUCUUCCCAGCGUACUGGGUGCCAUGACUCCUCUCGCCAUCUACAUGAUUGCCCAAGAAAUGUCCGUGUACAGCGGCUACAUCGAUCCAUGGACCUUCAAGAUGUACGCCUUCGCCGGCAUGAGCACAUACGUCAUGUGCACUGGUACACUUGGCUUCGUCGCACUGACUACCUAUAACGAUGACCACGACAGAGUCGUCUGGCGCCCUGGUGUGCCGCUCCUAGAUCGCUACAUCCGCGCUGAUGAGCGCGCAGCUUUGGAUCGCAUAGCGUGUGCCUGGGGCUUCAAAGAGGUGUGGAAGCGCGGCGACGAGGAGGGCGACGAGUGGGAAGGCCUGAGGCAGCUGUGCUUGCUGCGAGGGAUGUGGCUCGACAAACCCGAUCUCAUGCACGGCAUGAAUCCUGGAAGAUAGGUGCGGUAUGUGAGAUGGAGUGUAGAGUUACUGUGUAUACCAAGAUGGGCUUGUCAAGGACGGCCACAUCACUUUCAAUCAAGCCAAUUCGCUCUAUGUACACAUGAGCAUAUCUAGAAACAGG